AUCAGUUUAUUUUGUCUCCUCGUCAUCAACUGAACUAACACAGACCACGAUGAACUCGCUGGUGGUGUUAUUAUCUUUGGCAGCGUUAGCCGCCGCCAAGCCCUCAGGCCUUCUUACGGGUCCCGCAAUCACCUACUCUGCCCCGCUGAUCGCAGCUGUCCCGGCAGCCGUAUCUCACCAAUCUCGAUUGGACAUCAAAUCAUCUCCAGCCAUCGUAUCAACUGCAGCCGUAGCUCCGAUCGCCGUCCGCACCGCCUUAGCUCAACCGACUGUCUUCGCUGCACCAGCAGCUGUCGUUGCCCCCGCAGCCGUCUCCAGCCAGUCGCGUCUUGACAUCAAGUCUACUCCGGCCGUUACCAGUACGUUAGUUUCUGGUGCUCCUCUGGCGUACAGUGCAAUCAGUGCCCCAAUCACCACUGCUGCAAUUACACCUCUUGCUGCAACGGCCAUCGCACCUGCUCUUCUGAAUACAUUUACACCUGCUAUUGCGGCACCCUCUUUUGUUAAGACCGCUCAGCUAGUACCGGCCGCAAUCGAAGCACCAGCAGUCCCUCUUGACACUCCAGAAGUGGUCGCUGCUCGCGCCGCUCACCUGGAAGCUAAAGCUCAGGCUCUCGCUGACGCUCAUGUAGUCCACAAGCGUUCAGUUGUUGCUUCAGUGUACUCCACUUCUUUGGGUGCUCCAGUGGUAUCGACAUACUCAGCAGCUCCUGUUGUCUCCACCCACCUCACAUACUCUGCUCCUAUCGUCACUCCCCUUGUAACGAAGACUUAUGGAAUUCAUACUUGGUAAGCGGCACCGCUAUAUCGAGGAGCAUUAUUCUCCCUGGUUUCGUAGACAUUCAAAAACAUUAUCUUGAAUUGUAAAUAAAAUAAAUGAAAUUACG
Bombyx mori (domestic silkworm) is the source of this 887-nucleotide messenger RNA. RefSeq lists its product as hypothetical. The transcript has a single exon. Bases 50 to 793 code for a protein of 247 amino acids. The record is from RefSeq and is marked provisional. NCBI's taxonomy places the organism in Eukaryota, Metazoa, Arthropoda, Insecta, Lepidoptera, Bombycidae.